Messenger RNA from Linum tenue, 426 nucleotides. The record is from the annotation of a GenBank genome assembly. Lineage: Eukaryota; Viridiplantae; Streptophyta; Magnoliopsida; Malpighiales; Linaceae.
AUGGCGACGAUAUCACCAAAUUUAGCGACGGCUCUUCUACUGGCACUCGUACUCGCCGUCGGGACAGCAGAGUCGUCAAGGCCGGCCGGCACUCCCGACGAUGUCUACCCGAUGCCGACGGUGAUGUCCGAACACAACUGGCUGCCGGUUAGGGGAUUCCUACUGAAAAAGAAGCACGUCCUUGACGCCGCGCGCUUCGCGGUGACGACGUACAACAACGAACACCCCGGGGAGCUUCCCUUGAAGCUGGUGAGGGUGGACGGCGGCGAGGUUUUGGCCGCCGGAGCCGGCGUCGUGUACCAUCUCUACCUGACCGCCUCCAGCCACGCGCACAGCGAGGAAAAGUACCAGACGUUUGUGUUUGUUCCUCUGGCCGGAGAGAUGCCGCGGCAGCUGUUGUUUGCGCCCGUGGAUGUUGUUUAUUAG